Molecule: messenger RNA, 672 nt
Organism: Cylindrotheca closterium
Lineage: Eukaryota; Bacillariophyta; Bacillariophyceae; Bacillariales; Bacillariaceae
Source: the annotation of a GenBank genome assembly
AUGUUGUCACAACCAAGAGAUGAACAAGCAGUGAAGACAAACGACUCCUUGACAUGCCAUAAGGAGUUUGUCCAAGUGAGUGCUCUGAGCGGAUGUGGCAAAUCCAAAGUUGCUCAAUCUCUUGUGGAUGAUGCAUCCUUUCACAAUAAUGGUCUCUCUGCGCUUGAAUGCCUGUGCUUCGCCUUUCGGAUUCUGACAAGAGUCGUCAGUGCCUCUUUCUCGCCUCUAGUCCCUUUCUUUGAAAAUUUGCAGUGGGCUGAUGUACCAUCGCUCCAAAUUUUGGACUUAAUGAUCUCCGAUACUCCGAAUGACAACGGUCUCAUGAUCACUGGCUGCUACAGAUCUGAAGAGGUGGACGAGAACAGUCUACUCCGCAACAUGCUAGUUUCUCUACGCGUGAAUACUGAAAGUUACAAUAAGUUCCACAUGACGGAAACGACCGUCGGAGCUUUUGGAACCGAUGAGAUUGCAAAGGUGAUUCAAAACACAAUGCCAAGCCCCAGAGUACAACAAAUGCCAACACCUACCGACCCUGCAGCUUUGUGCCACAAGAGGACAAAUGGUAGUCCUUUUUUCGAGUUCUUGAAGAUGCUUCAUCAAGCAGGGCUCGUACUCCACAAGGCAUCGUCUGACGCUUCGACUUGGGAUCACCGCCACCAUGUCCACUGCUAA